Molecule: messenger RNA, 683 nt
Organism: Vitis vinifera (wine grape)
Lineage: Eukaryota; Viridiplantae; Streptophyta; Magnoliopsida; Vitales; Vitaceae
Product: fasciclin-like arabinogalactan protein 11
Exons: 1
Coding region: 1-570 (189 amino acids)
Source: RefSeq, a predicted model, not a curated record
AUGGAUGCCCAAAUCAAUGACGAGCUCAAGAAAAAAUCUACCCCCGGCAUCACCGUAUUUGCACCAACAGAUAGUGCCUUUUCAGACCUCAAACCAGGUACACUGAACUCAUUCAGUGAUCAACAGAAGGCCGCACUGACGCAAUUCCAUGUGGUACCUACUUUCCUUACUGUCUCACAGUUCCAGACAGUGAGCAACCCACUGCACACAGAGGCUGGUGAAAAUACUGUGGAGUUCCCACUGAAUGUCGUAGGCAACGGAACUCAGGUGAACAUGACAACAGGGCUUGUGAACACAACAGUGGACAGCACAGUAUAUACUGACGGUCAGCUUGCUGUGUAUGAGAUCCCCCAGGUUCUCCUUUCACAAGGUAUCCUCAGCCCUCAAGCACCAGCACCAGCUCCUCUACCACCAAAGCCUAAGAAGGCUACUCCUCUCAAUUCAGCGGCUCCUUCAAAGUCGACCACCGUUUCUGUUGAUUCUUCUGGUGCCGGGGGUCUGCCCCACUAUGCACCAACUGCUGUAUCCAUUGGAGUGGCUGUUCUUGCGGCAUUGUCCUUAUCCCUAUGAACUGAGUGUCAGAUUGAUGGAUGAUGAUGGUGUGAUUUUUAGUGCAAUGUGCUUAUUGUGCUGUAAAGAUCAUUUUCGCUUAAUCAAACUGGUACAUUAUGCUUCUGCCUAAA